AAGAUGGUCCGACUUAUCGUUCUGAUUAUAAUGGCAACGCUGCUGCUGGCUGCACUCGGUAACCCGGGUAAACCGGGUAGAGGAGGACGAGGGGACGAGGCUAGAGGCAAGAAACCUGUUGCCAUGUGCAGAUAUCUUGACAACUGCAACUUUCCUUUCUUUCCUUGGUGUCUCCAGGACUUCAAUGUAGCUGCAACAGGACGAACCAUCUUGUACAGCCGACCCCGCUCUGGCCUCCUCACCUCCGGAACCAAGAAACGAGACAAGAUGGGGUCUAUAGUGCUGUUCAGUGAAGAGGAGGAAGUGAUAGAGCUGACGCUGGAGAUGGCACUCGCUAAAAGUAGGAAUGAGGCGGCCCAAAUGUUCGUCACUGUGUUUAGAUCUAUGUGCCCUGAUUUCCUAGCAGACAUAACAUUGUGUGACCCGAUGUUCACACACGACGAGGCUUUCCCUAUCUUUGAUUCGUGCGACGUGUUCCUCAAAGACACGGAACAAAAGAUCAACUUCAAUUCCUUGAGACUGGAAACUGACGGAGUUUUUCUGCAGCUGUUCUUCAACGACGUUGAGAUAGGGAAACUGGCUCUGCCGCAUAUUGGCUGUGACGUCACUGCCCCCCGAGUGGAAAUUACCAAGGUCGGUUUUACAAACAAGCCCCGCUCCAUGUCCCAAUCUCCAAUGUGCUGCAACUAGGAACGAGACUUCUGUACCCUCAUGAUCUAAACUGACAAACAUUGUUAAGUUCAUUUUCUGCAGAAAUAUCAACAAAUCAUCAGAACAAUGACUGACGAGAAAUGAUAUAAGAGACAAAUUGGACAUCUUCCAAGUUUAGUUUUAUGAGUAUUAUUCGUUAAUUAUAUAGGCACCGCACAAUAUUUUUAAUUACAUCAAUGAGUAACAGCUCGGAGAGCUUCAAGGGAGCCCUGAGCGAAUUAAAUGGUGUUUUACAUAACAUCUUUCAAACUUCUGAUUUGCACCACAUUCCACAACCUAAACAAUUAGAGCUUUUAUGUGAAACAUUUCAUCCAUAAUAUUCAUUAGAAAAUGUUAAAUUCAAUCUCAUGGAGUUGUGGGAUAGGGUCAGACUAUUUAUAUAUUUGAUUUAUACAUUAUGUGGACCAUUCUUUGAUUUUCAUCUUA
Bolinopsis microptera is the source of this 1137-nucleotide messenger RNA. RefSeq lists its product as uncharacterized. The transcript has 2 exons. Lineage: Eukaryota; Metazoa; Ctenophora; Tentaculata; Lobata; Bolinopsidae. Bases 4 to 690 code for a protein of 228 amino acids. The record is from RefSeq and is a predicted model, not a curated record.